This is a messenger RNA of Lactuca virosa, 1716 nucleotides long. Lineage: Eukaryota; Viridiplantae; Streptophyta; Magnoliopsida; Asterales; Asteraceae. The record is from the annotation of a GenBank genome assembly.
GCAAAAACUGAGAAUCAAAAAGAGCGAUGAGAGAGAAAGUUUAAGAGAGAGAAGAUCUCAAGAGCCACAUACACAACUUGUGGCUCUCCUUGCUUCUUGCUUUGCUAACGUGGCUGUACGAUCAAAAGCCUACUCGACGACGACGACGACGACGAAAUCACACACACCCAAAAGAUCCGCACCCUUUGUUUGUCAGAGACAAUAGAUCUGUUCCUUUUAUCCAACCAAAACCCAUCGCUGAAUUCUAUUUUUCUGCCUGAAAUGUCGGAGGGAAAAGAUCCUGCUAUUAAGUUGUUUGGUAAGACGAUUCAGCUGCCUGACGGAGUUUUUAGUCAAGAGGCUGUAUCAGGCGAUGCCGCCGGAGGUGGAGGUGCAGGUGGAGAUGCUGCUUCUGUCAAGAGUGAAGAUCGGUCGUCUUCUUCUAGUUCAUCGUCUGAAGUUGGGGAAGAACGUGAAUCAGAUGAUAAUAAUAAGGAUCAAUCAAACGACAAAUCCACUGAUAAAGAAGAGAAUAUAGCUCAUUCUACAAUCUCUUCAGAAAUUACAGACCCAAAUGCAACUUCAAUGAUAACCGAGACCACCAAAACACCUUCACCUGAAAACGAAUCUGCUACUGCUAGUGUUACCACAAAAGCAUCAAAAUCAGAAGAAGAUCAAAGUGAUACAAGCAACAACAACCAAGAAAAAACCCUAAAAAAACCAGACAAGAUCCUCCCUUGUCCUCGAUGCAACAGCAUGGAUACCAAAUUCUGCUACUACAACAACUACAAUGUCAACCAACCUCGCCACUUCUGCAAAAACUGUCAAAGAUACUGGACAGCUGGCGGCACUAUGAGAAACGUUCCAGUAGGCGCCGGACGCCGUAAGAACAAAACAUCCGCCUCUCAAUACCGCCAGAUCACUGUAUCAGAUUCUUCUCUUCCAAUUGAGCUCAAUCACACACUCAUUAAUCCCAAUGGCACUGUUCUUACAUUUGGUUCAGACACACCUCUCUGUGAAUCAAUGGCUUCUGUUCUUAAAAUUGCAGACAAAACAAUGAUUCGUAAGCCUGAAGAGUUAAUAAUCAAUGAUGACAACACAAAUAGACCUUCAGUUAAUGAUAUGCAAAGUUGCCAUGGAUUCUCACCACAGGUGCCUUGUUUUCCCGGGGGCCCGCCCCCAUGGGGUGCCCCGUAUCCGUGGACUCCUCAAAUGGGUCCCGUUUUUUGUCCACCUGGCUUCCCGAUGCCAUUCUACCCGGCCGGCCCGUAUUGGGGUUGUCCUGUACCCGUACCCGUAUCCGUAUCCAUACCCGGCCCGUAUUGGGUUCCUCCUCCGGGUAAUUACCAUCCUGCCCCUCCUUCGGGUCCGAUUUCGCCGACUCUGGGGAAACAUUCGAGGGACGAGAAUGUAAAAUGCGGGGAGAGUGAAGAAGUGAUGAAAGAAAACGAGAGUGAAAAGAGUCUUUGGGUUCCGAAAACAUUGCGGAUUGAUGAUCCUGAUGAAGCUGCAAAAAGCUCAAUAUGGGCGACAUUGGGAAUAAAAAAAGAUGGAUCUGUUCCUGUGAAUCGAGGGGGUAUUUUCAAGGCGUUUGAAUCUAAAAAUGAAGAAAAGAAAAUGAUUCAAGAAACAUCAACAUCGCCUGCGUUACAAGCGAAUCCUGCAGCUUUAUCAAGUGACAUGCAAAUGGGAAAGAAAGAAAGGUUGCUAUUUGAAAGACUUAAUGUUCGUACCUAG